AUGUACGAAUUCCCCACACCUCCCCCGACGCCCGCACCGAAGCCAGCGCCUGUACCAGCACCGGCACCAAAGCCUGCACCAGUGCCAACGCCGAAGCCAGCGCCUGCACCAGCACCGGCACCAAAGCCAGCACCAGUACCAACGCCGAAGCCAGCGCCUGCACCAGCACCGGCACCGAAGCCAGCUCCAGUGCCAACACCAAAGCCAGCACCUGCACCAGCGCCGGCACCGAAUCCAGCUCCAGUGCCAACGCCGAAGCCAGCACCUGCACCGGCACCGAAUCCAGCUCCAGCGCCUGCUCCGAAGCCAGCACCAGAACCAACACCGAAUCCUGCCCCGGGACCCUCCGAUUAAUUGGCCGCCUCCCUGGGAAGCUGAUCCGAGGGCACUCUGCAGGUCAACGCCGCUGGGGAGAGUUGGGUUCUCACCCUCUGCGUAGUUGACGAAAUAGACUUCAGGACUGG
Messenger RNA from Penaeus indicus, 464 nucleotides. RefSeq lists its product as uncharacterized. The record is from RefSeq and is a predicted model, not a curated record. Lineage: Eukaryota; Metazoa; Arthropoda; Malacostraca; Decapoda; Penaeidae. The coding region runs from base 1 to 354 and encodes 117 amino acids. The transcript has 2 exons.